Molecule: messenger RNA, 1368 nt
Organism: Stegastes partitus (bicolor damselfish)
Lineage: Eukaryota; Metazoa; Chordata; Actinopteri; Pomacentridae
Gene: hnf4g
Product: hepatocyte nuclear factor 4, gamma
Exons: 11
Coding region: 1-1368 (455 amino acids)
Biological process (GO): regulation of DNA-templated transcription
Cellular component (GO): nucleus
Molecular function (GO): zinc ion binding; RNA polymerase II cis-regulatory region sequence-specific DNA binding; nuclear steroid receptor activity
Source: RefSeq, a predicted model, not a curated record
AUGAAAUAUCCUUCUGCUGCUCAGAGUAAAUCUCUGUUAGAUAUGGAAGUAGCCAACUACUGUGAAGGCCUGGAUCCCUCAUACAGCACACUGGGCUUUGAGAAUGCAGAGGUGCUCUAUGGAGGAGGAGACAGCAUGCCGACAGAACCGAGCCUGCCUGGUCCAGAUGGGGUCAGCAGUAACUGUGCGAUCUGUGGAGACAAAGCUACAGGGAAACACUAUGGAGCCUCCAGCUGUGAUGGCUGCAAAGGCUUCUUCAGGCGCUCUAUACGCAAGAGCCACGUCUAUACCUGCAGGUUCAGCAGACAGUGCAUUGUGGAUAAAGAUAAGAGGAACCAGUGUCGUUUCUGCAGACUCAACAAAUGCUUCAGAGCUGGCAUGAAAAAAGAAGCCGUACAGAACGAGAGGGAUCGAAUCAGCUCCCGAAGAAGUAUCCCUGACUCCCAAGACCUGCCGCCUAUUACUAUUUUGGCCCAAGCAGAAUCCUUGUCCCAACAGAUCACUACUCCAGUAGGAAUAGCAGACAUAUCCGAGCAGAAGUCGGCCACUGUGGGGGAUGUAUGUGAUUCUAUGAGACAGCAGCUAUUGGUAUUGGUGGAAUGGGCCAAAUAUAUUCCUGCUUUCGGAGAACUGCCACUGGAUGACCAGGUGAGCUUGCUCAGGGCUCAUGCAGGUGAACACCUCUUGCUCGGGGUUGCCAAAAGGUCAAUGCAAUUCAAGGACUUCCUGCUUUUAGGUAAUGGCUGCGUGAUCCACAGGAACAGUCCAGAACCGGAGAUAUGUCGGGUAGCCAACAGAGUGUUGGAUGAGCUGGUCCAGCCCUUCCAGGAUAUUCAAAUAGAUGAGAACGAGUAUGCAGCCCUCAAGGCCAUUGUCUUCUUUGACCCAGAUGCAAAGUCUUUGCGGGACCCUUCGAAGAUUAAGGCUAUGCGACUGCAGGUUCAGAUGAGUCUGGAGGACUACAUUAAUGACCGUCAGUAUGACUCCAGGGGUCGUUUUGGAGAACUGUUACUCCUGCUGCCCACCCUGCAGAGCAUCACCUGGCAGAUGAUCGAACAGCUCCAGUUCAUUAAGCUCUGCGGCCUGGCCAAGAUAGACAACCUGCUGCACGAGAUGCUACUGGGAGGCCUGACAUCAGAGCCCACACACCUACACCAUGCAGCCCACACCCAGCUGGCCCAGGACCCAGUGACUGGACACACACUGGUCAUCAGCACCAUGCCCGUCACUCACACUCCACAAAUAGCCUCUCCAGACACUCCCAUCCCGUCGCCUCCGCAGGGUCCUGCCCCGGAAAUUUACAAACACUUUCCUCAGCCUCUUUGUCCUCCAACCAGCCCCUCGCCGUCCACGCAGACAGACCCCUGA